Messenger RNA from Cyprinus carpio (common carp), 4891 nucleotides. Its product is annotated as enhancer of polycomb homolog 2-like. Gene Ontology annotation, biological process: regulation of transcription by RNA polymerase II. NCBI's taxonomy places the organism in Eukaryota, Metazoa, Chordata, Actinopteri, Cypriniformes, Cyprinidae. The record is from RefSeq and is a predicted model, not a curated record. Gene Ontology annotation, cellular component: piccolo histone acetyltransferase complex.
CGCGCUCCCGCUCACGCUCUUUGGCAGUGUCGCGCGGGCUGUCGGGAUCAUGUCCGCCAUGUUUUCACACCAGCCGAGAAAAAAAAGCCCGUGAAAAAACACCAUAACUCGCUCAGAGAUGCCUUUAACCGCCGGAUUUCGAUCGGAGGGACGUCAGUGAGCGCGGCCGCGGAGAGAACCGUUGGCUCGUGUGUGUAUUUGUACCGAAUGAUCCGUGUUUAGUGUGUUUGUGAUCGCUGAAAACAAUGAGUAAACUCUCGUUCCGCGCGCGAGCGCUAGACGCCGCCAAACCGCUGCCGAUCUACCGUAAUAAAGACCUCCCGGACCUCACCGACUGCGUCUCCAUCAACCGAGCGGUUCCGCAAAUGCCAACUGGGAUGGAAAAGGAAGAGGAGUCGGAGCACCAUCUCCAGAGGGCCAUCUCUGCCCAGCAGGUGUUCAGGGAGAAGAAGGAGAGUAUGGUCAUCCCUGUGCCAGAGGCAGAGAGUAACAUCACGUAUUACGACCGCCUUUACAAAGGAGAGUUCCGCAUCCCCAAACAGCUCAUCCACAUCCAGCCUCUGGGUCUGGAUAACGAGCUGCCUGACUAUGAUAUGGACUCAGAGGACGAGACUUUACUGAACAGACUCAAUCGCAAAAUGGAGCUCAAACCUGUGCAGUUCGAGACCAUGAUGGAUCGGUUAGAGAAAGCCAGCACCAACCAGUUGGUCACUCUACAGGAGGCCAAGCUGCUGCUAAAUGAAGAUGACUACCUGUUGAAGUCAGUGUAUGACUACUGGGUGAGGAAGAGGAAGAACUGCCGGGGCCCAUCGCUCAUCCCUCAGAUUAGGCAGGAGAAGAGGGAUGGCUCCACCAACAACGAUGCUUACGUCGCCUUUAGGCGUCGCACAGAGAAGAUGCAGACUAGGAAGAAUCGCAAGAAUGACGAGGUGUCUUAUGAGAAGAUGCUGAAGCUGAGGAGAGAAUUCAGCCGAACCAUGAGCAUCCUGGAGAUGAUCAAGAAGAGAGAAAAGAGUAAACGAGAGCUUCUGCAUCUGACGCUGGAAGUGUUUGAGAAAAGAUAUCAAAUUGGAGACUUCUCAGGAGAGAUUCUGAAUGAAGUCACUGUACCUCUGGCAGAGAAAACCAUUUACCCUGCGCCCAUAUCCUUACCCACGAGCAAUCGACACAAGGCAGAGAGCAAAAUUAAGUCACACAAAUCUGGGCCCAAACACCUCCAUCCCUUCACAGUCAAGCCUGAACCUUACUUUGACUUUGUGUGUUCCCAUAAAAAGUACAACAAGAGGCCCAAACUUGAUACAUUUCACCAGCCUGGUCGGCCAGAGCGACAGCAAACCAUCAACAAGGCAGACAUUAAACAAUAUGACUUCCACAGUUCUGGAGAGGAGGAUUACCCGCUGUCUCCAGCUUCAGAGCCAGAUGAGGAGAAUGAUCCUGAUGGAAUCUUUGCCUUCAGACGGAAAGAUGGCUGCAGUUACCACGCACCACUGGUGGAUCAGAGCUGCUCUCCUCACUGGCAGCAGAAGGGUCAGGACCGACUAUGGCAGCGCAACUGUCUCACUGCCCUGUCCGUGCCCAGACGCUGUAUUGCAGUGGCACGCGGGAGGGUGGGCAGAGGUGGCAGGGUUGUUUUGGAUCGCACCUCGUCAGAUCUGGACCGUGCCCUCAGGCAUCUGGACCCUGACAUGUUUUAUCCAUCUGCUGACUCUGUUGUGCCUGACCUCCCCGUCCACGCAAAUACAAACUCUCACAACUCCAAAUUAAGCCCUCAGCGCUCGCUGACUCAACUCCUGAGUGACAUCCAGGCCUGCAGGUGGAAGUUUUUCCACCUUCGGCCGCUACAGGAUAACUCAAGGUGUGAAGACAAGAAAGGGACUCCGCAGGUGGAAAAAGGUGGAGCGACGCCUCUCUCUAACAGUGUGUCAGGUGGAUUCACAGAAGAGCAGUUUCACUCCCAUCAGCAGCAGCUGGUUCAGAUGCACAAACAGUUACAGCAGCAAGAACUCCAGCAGAACUCGACAGCACCAGAACUGCACACACACCUCCCUAACACAGUCUCAUCUGACUGCACGUCUAAGACUCUGGACUCAGCUAGUGCACACUUUGCUGCCUCUGCUGUGGUCAACACUCCUAACAAUGAAAACAGGCCACAGAUUGCUAGUGUCAAUGGUGUUCUUCCCAAUUCAGGAAACUUUAGGCAAGCAAAAAUGAACCGUUCUGCACAGAGUGGAGGUGGUGGUGAGUCAGGCUCUUUACUACGUAUGACGAAUGCAUCUAGCACACAGCUGCCCGUCCCUCAGUCUCUGCCUCACGGCCAUGGGCACCUGAGUACCGUGAGCGCUGUAUCUCCUGCCCACACGCACCACAGUGCACGCCUGUGCGCCCCUUCACCCUCAGCCUUAAAGCUGGCCAGUGUUGCUAGCAGUCUGGACCGGGUACCCAAAGUCACCCCCACUAGUGCCAUCGACAUUGCCAGGGAGAAUCACGAACCAGAGAGACUGACUCUCAACGGAUUAUCAGAGACCACAGUCGCCAUGGAGGUCACAUAGCCCAUCCACAAACACAAAGACUUCAGUGCUAAGAGCUGUGCACUUCCACACAGACUUAUACCCAAUAACAGCAUAUCAAAAUAUUAAGAGAAAUUUGUCAAUAUUAUAAAUGUACAUUUUGUAAAAUUGGGAAUUAUCACUACCUUGUAAAAUAGUAUAUUUGUAUCAUUAGUCUGUCAUUUCUGUUACUUGAAUCCUAGAUUAUUUUUUUUUUACUUUUAUUUUUUUUUGGUCAUCAUGCUUUUGCACUUGAAAAUGCAAGCAAGACAAGUGCAUCAGUUCAUGUCGGGAUCAUGAGCAUGAAUAUUGGUCCUGCGUCACUUGUUUUAACUAUUUAUUUUGCAAUGUUUACAUUUUUGUAUCUCGUACAAAUAAAUCCAAUUUUGUGACCACAAAAUGCAGACACAGCUAGUAUGCCAUGCUUUGUGAUUUUUUUCUUUUUAGGAAGAAGAAAACUGAAUUUGGUUUCACAGAUGUGUACUUUCAGAAGCGGUGAUCUUCCCUUGAAAUGUGGACCAUUUUGAAAUGGUUUAUUUCCUUGACUUCCUCUCUUUGUCUUACCAAUGUUAAUUCUGAAGACCAAUGGCCUCCAUCAGAAUGUGCUUAUGUGAAGCGCCUUAGGAAUUCAAGCAGAAGACCUUGAAUUAGGCAUUUACUUUCUGCUCUUCUGAUGGAGUCAGCAGAACCCUCGUUUGUAUUUCGCCAUUGCUGGUUAACCAGUGUGAAAGGAGCUGUUCAGGGCUCUGACUGGUGUUGUAUUGAAAGUAAACUACAGGUCACAAAUACUGUCAGCCAUCUUGUUUAUGAAUGCUAAAAUUUAUACAUCCUCAGUCCAGUGUCUUCAAAUAAAUUUCCCCUUUUUAAAUGGCCUUUUUAAUGAAAUGAGUGAAUAUACCACCACAGCUGGCAGUCAUUUGCAUUUAGUUAACUGUAAAUAAGUACAAUAGUUUUAAGUUAUGAUACUUAGGACAUGCAUGUUUUAUUCUUACUAUGUUUAGAGAAAAGUAUAUAAGGUCUUCUUCAUGAGCAUAGUGUGGACAUGACAGAUCUUUAAAAGUCAUUUGAACAAUUCAGGGUGCAUUACUGUGGUCAGCUGAUGAGUGAGUGGUGUUUAGUAUGAUUAGUUCCUGGUGUUUUUGUCUUUUAUUUUUUGGUUAAUUUGAAGUUAACAAUGCAAGAAUGGGCUUUAAACACCAGAGGGGGCAAGUGAGCUCUUCGGGCCAUUGUGCCAGGAGGAAGGUGCUAGUUUGGCUGGCAGGUUCCUCAGAAGUAUGUGACCUGCUUCCUGCCAUCUUUACUCAUGGAGGUCUUUGAGUCGUACCUGCUGAAAAUCUGGAAUUGCCUGAAAAUGCUAUUCUCUGGCAAUGCUGAUAUUCUUACAAGGCCAUACAGUCAGGAAUAAACCUACUAAUUGCUUGCUUAUAAUUGUUUCUGCAUAUUAAGCUAGGAUAAGAUUAAAUAUUUUAACAUCACCUUCAACUAAUGACCAUACACAAAGCAUAUUAACUGAAUAAACAAUGAUCGUCUGAGCAACCAGGAACAGAAUUUGAAGGAUAUAUGAUGACCCACCCCAAAGACCUAUUAACCUUAUCACUCCGUUAUGACAUUUACUCUUUUCCGAACUCCGCUUGCUUUACAUUUGACUUACACUACCAUUCAAAAGUUUGGGGUCAGUCAAAUUUUUAAAAAGACUUUUAGGCUUUUAUUUUGCAUUUAUUUGAUCAAAAUUACAAAAAAAAAAAAAAAAAAAAAAAUUGAAUAGUAGUGUAUAAUGACAAACCUAACAAAAUAUCACAUAAGCAUGGCAAAAACAUUUGGUAUGGUUUUUCUGUUUAUUUUUUGUUUCUUAUAUGGAGUUUAAAAGCUUGUGUUUAAAGAGAGGAGUAAAAAGUUUAGGAUCUUAUUUUAUCAUAUAUACAAAUUAGCAAAUAACAAAAAGUCAUUUCAGAUUGGAAUAUUUGUAGUCAUUUUACAGAAAGAGUUCUGUUUGUAUGGUUAUCCAUCUCAUUUAAGACAAAAUAUAUGCAAAUUCAAGAAUACCUUUUAUAUAGUAUCAAAAUUAAGUACAGUAGAUGAUGCAAAUGUUAAGGAUACAGAAAAAUAUACAUUUUUCAGCAAGCUCAUGGGAAUAAAUGAUUAAUGCUUAAAUUACUUUCUGUCUUAAACUCUGAUUGGACUUCUAUAUAGGCUAAAAUCACCAUAGUUAAUCACUUUUUGCUCUUGUGUGCAAUAUGUUCCUUUAUUAAGUCUAAUAUUCUUAAAAAAGCAUAAGACACAUAUUACAUGUAUACUCAAACAUAAUACACCUCUUUGUGCAGAAAAGGCAAUUUCACAUUUUAGAU